Molecule: messenger RNA, 1179 nt
Organism: Pollicipes pollicipes
Lineage: Eukaryota; Metazoa; Arthropoda; Thecostraca; Pollicipedomorpha; Pollicipedidae
Gene: Nacalpha
Product: nascent polypeptide associated complex protein alpha subunit
Exons: 5
Coding region: 123-749 (208 amino acids)
Cellular component (GO): nascent polypeptide-associated complex
Source: RefSeq, a predicted model, not a curated record
AAUGAUAUCACUCAUUCUCUGUUCAUCUCUUUCAUUACUAUCUUUUGCGAUGAGUAAAGCUUCCGGCCCUUUGCGACGAGCGGCGCGGUACUGGUAAGCCAGCAGACAAGAAGAACUGCAAGAUGCCAGAGCUGACAGAGGUCACUGAGAGCAAGCCUGAAGUGAAGGUGGAGGUGGAGUCUGGUAGUGACUCAGACUCUGAUGACUCAGUCCCCGAGCUUGAGGAUGGUGUCAAUGAGGCAGCAAGCAAGGUUGCACAAGCUGCCGGCCUUCCUGAUGAGCUGACUUCCCGGGCCAAGCAGUCAAGGGGUGAGAAGAAGGCCAGGAAAAGCAUCUCCAAAUUGGGCCUGAAGCUGGUCACGGGUGUGCAGCGCGUCACCAUCCGGCGCUCAAAGAACAUCAUGUUUGUCAUCAACAAGCCGGAGGUGUUUAAGUCGCCAGCUUCCGACACGUACAUCGUGUUCGGUGAGGCCAAGAUCGAGGACCUGAGUCAGCAGGCGCAGGUGGCGGCGGCCGAGAAGUUCAAGACGCCGGAGGUGAACCCGGCCGCCGAGCCGACCGCCGCCGCCUCCGUGCCCGACGCCAUCCAGGAGGAGUCCGAUGAAGAAGGCAUCGACGAGACGGGCGUUGAAGAGAAGGAUGUCGAGCUUGUCAUGCAACAAGCCAACGUCACCCGUUCCAAGGCCAUCAAGGCACUCAAAAACAAUGGGAACGACAUAGUCAAUGCGAUCAUGGAAUUGACGAUGUAGCACCAGCGGUGGAUCGCCGGCAUUCCUGGUCUCUGAAGCAGUGCUUGAUCAUUAUAUGAUACUGUGGUUUGUCUCUUUGCUGUUCAUUAACCUCUGGUAUCACAAUGCCUGUAUCUUGCAAGUCAUUUACUGGAUGGCAUCUGGGUGCACCUGGAGGUCCCAGCCUAUCAGAAGAAGUGCGUUCUGUUGAAGCUGGCACUCUAAGUGGCGGUGACAACAUCCGAUCUGCAGAAGCUGGUUACAGUCGAGUUGCUUUGUCAUUCAUCGAGCAAGCUUCUGUCGUUUUUUUGUGAUCUGAAAUGGCGAGACAUUGCUGGCGAUCCCACCACUCUUGGCGACGUCAUCCCUCCCCGCUCUGGCUGCUGGAGCGUUUUGUAUGGUUUGUCUCCGAACCUUGACAAACAGUCGUAAUACAUGUGUUGCAAAUAUC